Molecule: messenger RNA, 3888 nt
Organism: Medioppia subpectinata
Lineage: Eukaryota; Metazoa; Arthropoda; Arachnida; Sarcoptiformes; Oppiidae
Source: the annotation of a GenBank genome assembly
GGAGAGAACAGUGAGAGUCAAACGGAGGGCGAAUCCAACCGAAAGAGGGGUCGAAAACCGAAGGAACCGAUUAAAGAAGAGGACAGAUAUGUUCCUAACACUGACUCCGCUAAGAGAGGAAUUAUGGCUGAAGGGAGCACUUCGUUGAGACGCAGGGAUCAGAUCAAGUCUAAGGCCCGUUACUCUCCGCCGCCAUUCGAUACGCCCAAAAGGGAGAGAACGGCCAUUAAGUUUCCGUCGACCACUUCCUCGAGUACUCGUUACGUAAAUGAGAGCGACGACGAAGACAUGGUGUCGGUGUCGCCCACUUUCAAACUCACGGCCGAUGUGUCGCCUCCGCGACGGAAAGCCAAUACAAAUCGCGCGAACAGUGAAUCUGUUGUCCACACCAUUGAAAACGUUGGCGUUUCGAAGAUUGGCGACGGAAGCAAACUUGUGGUCACUCUUCCCGACGGAACUAAUAUUAAAGUGGACGCGUCUACGACUAGCACUAAAAAGGUUGCCUUCAAAGGGACCAAAAAAGUAGGCGAAAAGUUGGAAUCGGUUGACAUUGAAUGCGACGACGCGGGCGCUAAAGCAGACCCAAUGGAUGACGACUAUAAGCCAUCUCGAGGUCGGAAGAGUACAGACGGCAAAACGCCCGGCGAUAAACCCAAAGUGAUUCAAACGUACUCUCGAGUGACUCCCAAACAAACAAUAUCGUCGCCCAAACUGUUAGCGAUAUCUCAAACACAAUUGAAGUCUCAGAUGAGUGGUCAGACAUCGGCGGCCAAAAUAACGCCCAAAUUUGUGACGACACCGUCGGCCCAACCGAAGAAGACUCCGGUGGCGACCACUCAACGCCGCACUACAACACCAAUGACUAAAUACAUCGACGGUUUGCCAGAACUUCACGAAUGCACUCUUGAUGUGGAGAACGACUCGCAGUUAACCAAAUUGCCGGACAAAAUACUACUCCUUCACUCAGAACUGCCACUCAAUCUGGCGCUGAGUGUUGAACACGAAGAGGAGUCGUUCCUAUUCCGGCAGAUCGUGUCGCCAAUGGAGCCGAACCGAUACGUGUGUCUGCUUUGCAAAGGCAUUGACGUGAGCUAUGCGACCAAAGAGGAGAAGGACAUUAUCUCUCACUACCGGACGCUCCACGAGUUGGAUGUCGUGACGGCGAACGCCAAGUUCUCCGAAGACAUUGUCUUCAUAUGUCUGCCGAAGACAAUACUGCAACAGUUGAAGAGCAACAACAACGCGAUCCCAUUGAACGCCCCCUGUCAGUACUGCGGCGAUGAGGUCAGACUCAUUAACAUCGAGAACAUGAAACAGCACUACUGUCUGGAGCACAACAAAGAGGUAACAAUGAUAGAACAGGAAGAGAUCCUUCGGAUGCAUCUCUUCUUCUAUUGCUCGCAAUGCAAACAUCAAUCAAAAGACUUCGAGUCUCAUCACAAGCACAUGAAAGACGAGCACAAAUGCAAGUCAUAUAAAUGCAAGAAUUGCGUCCUCAUUACGCAAGACCUGACUCGCCUCAAGACUCACUUCCGGGCCAAACACAUGAUUAACAAUUCCACUCAGAAUAUGCAGUGCUAUUACUGUCACGGAUUGCUUAUCGGAAUCGAUCGCCUCAAUAAACACAUACAACAGUCUCAUAUGGUUCAGACCGGACCCACAGAGUUCUCAUGCGUGGCCUGUCUUAAGCCGUGCGGUCGCGGCAAAGACUUGCUAACUCACGCCCAGUCGUGUGCAAUGGCUGGACAUAACAACAGGGAUUCCAAAGACAAAGACGAGAAGAGCAAACAAUUGAUGGCCAAAUCGGAGCCCGUGGAGGGCGAGGCCGCCAUCUGUUUUCUAUGCGGCGAUGAGUUUGAGAACAACGAGAUAUGUCUUCUCCAUCAACAUCACGUUCACAUGCGAUGGGUGUCAGAUCUGAGACGGUAUACCAAUACUACGGUUACCGCACAACUCAUUGACCCGCCGUUAGUCAAGGAGCUGACCAUCGAUGACUUGACGCCCGAAGAAGAUCUUAGAAAAUCAAAAGUGGACACAAUUGUGGGUCAUUGGUGUCGAAUGUGCGACCAAAUGGUGAAAGUGUAUCGUCUUUUCUACCUUCAUAUGGCUAACUAUCAUAAACUGAACAAAGAGUUUCAGUGCAAUGUCUCCAACUGUAAGGCACAGUUCACUUCCGCCGAAGCUUUUCACGAACAUAUGAUUACUACGAAUCACACGCAGAAGACUAUUAUCACACAUCCCGACGAAGUGUUUGUCUGCGCCUAUUGUGACCUAUACUUUGGUUCCGAUGAGGAUUUAGUCGCUCAUCUCAUAACCGACCAACACAUCAAUAAGUUCACAGCUUCGGGUCAUUUUCAUCGGACAGAACCCCGCAAUUUCAAAUGUAAAGCCUGUCAUACGUUCUUCGGUAUGAAAGAGUCAUACAUUCAUCACUUGGAGACCGAACCCCAUCAAUACGCCUGUCCUUACUGUGGAAUAUCGACCGCAACUCCCAGCUCCCGACGCGCUCACAUCCAGAACACACAUCAGGAUAAACUUCAGAUCUGCGAGGAGUGCAACGAACCCCAGAGCGACGUUUUGGCGCAUUUUGUUUCCCAUGGAUUUGCAUUUGAGUGCAAAAAAUGUAUCAAAAAGUUUUAUAAUAGGGAACAGUUGAACGCACACAUGGAAGUACAUCAGGACCCCAUUGUCUGCAAUUGGGAGGACUGCGGCCGAACCAUUACCACCCGUUCAAUGCUUGUCACCCAUUAUAGGGGCCAUAAGAGCGAAUACAAGUGCAGUGUUUGCCAACAAGCGUUUUGGAACAUAAAUAUGUUGAACAGUCAUCAGCGCUCCCAUCAAUCCAUACAACGAGUUGCCCCUCAGAACAUCGCCCCUCAGAAACCAAUGCCGGGCAGACCCUCGGCUACCAAAACACCAAUCGUUCAAUCGAUUCCCCAUAAGCCCGACGGCCAGACACCCAUCAAAUUUCCGUCUCCACUGAACGCCGGUAUUAAAGGCAAAGCACCGCAAUCUUUUGGCCAGAAGUUAGGGUCACCUCAAGUGAGUAAUACAGUCAUUAAGUGUGGCCACUGUUCGUCGUUAUUCAAGAGCGCCAAAGACUUGGCCGGACACAAGUGCGUCAAAACUGUCAAACAAGAGGCCUCUGAAGACAAACAACUGGAACUGAUAGCACAGGCGGCGACGGCCACUACUGUUGCCAAACCCACUCCCAAAUCGCCGCGCAGUCGCUCGCGAGCGCCUAAAAAGACAGUUCAAACUCAACAACAGGCGCCUGUCAUCGACUUGAAUGCGUUGACCGCCGCUCAGGGAAUUGCCAGCCAAUCAGAAGACGGCACUCAAGUCAUUAUGAUAUUGAAUCAAGAGAGCGGAGAACUGAUGGAGAUAACGGCGCCGCAGGGAAUGGCUGUUUCCGAAGUAAUCAAUUCACUUAACUUCGUUCGGCCCAACAUAUCAGACGUGUCGACCAUUUCAUCGAACGGCACAAACGCUGUGGCCUUUGAGCCGCAGGACAUUCAAGUACAACACGAAGACAGCGCCGCCCUCUCAACCAUUGUUGGCCACCAAUUGCAGGACACGUCGGGCGAAGUGGGCGGCGGAGAGCAGACUAUUAUGCUUCCGGCCAACUGUUUCAACGAAGACGGGUCGCUCACUCUGGACGCGGCCACUCUCGCCAGUCUUAAUAUGGCGAUCGGCGGCAAUGGAGAGAUCACCGCCGAUGGAAACACCACUUUUAUUAUUGACACGUCUAACAGUCGAUAGACAUUGGAUUUGCAAAAACAUGAGAAACAUAAUAUUUUAGCAAAUGAAGCGAAAAUUAAUACAUAGUUUAAUUCAGUUUUUGCCAAAACGACUGAACGAUAUAAUGGAUUCGGACAUAAAUACAAC